Molecule: messenger RNA, 3920 nt
Organism: Labeo rohita (rohu)
Lineage: Eukaryota; Metazoa; Chordata; Actinopteri; Cypriniformes; Cyprinidae
Gene: tcerg1l
Product: transcription elongation regulator 1 like
Exons: 14
Coding region: 587-2359 (590 amino acids)
Cellular component (GO): nucleus
Molecular function (GO): RNA polymerase binding; transcription coregulator activity
Source: RefSeq, a predicted model, not a curated record
CCGCUCAGAAAGCAAAUGCACCCGGUCUGGACUGCCAGGAGGACUUUCAUCAGAGCAGAAACACAGUCGUAUCUGUUCAUCAACGAGGAUUGUCUACAUAACAUAGGCUACACAAGUUCUACAAGCCUGAAUGAGAAGCAGAGGAUUAUAAUGUAAUGAGGGAUGAUUUUGAGAUGCUUUACGAGGCACCACUGCGGGAGGCUGGAGAAUCAUCGGCUUGACAGUGAACAGAUUUCCACGAGAUUCCCACGGAGCGCUUGCGAGCGAGAUGAGCAACCCACCAGUGUGAUCGUGCACAUGGAGAGCGCGAUUCAAGGCGCUUAAACGCACACACGGAGAUCCGUGUUUUCUCUGCGCUUUGGACACUUUGGAAACAUUUCUUACCGGAUAUUCCUAAAAAUAUUCGUCUUCAGAUACAGUUUUAUUUUUAAUUCAUCUGUUUAUUUUUUGCACUAUUUUCAAACUCUAACAGACUCAAAUUAUGCUGAACUAAAGGGAUUUUUGAAACACCUCAAACUUGUCACCGCACGGACAGCUUCCUCUGUCUUCAUCCGUCCUUCUUUCGAGCUAAUAGGAUGCAGCAGGAAUGAUCCCGGUCCAGCGCGUUAAAGCUCAGCCUCAGCUGUGGCAUGUGAGCGCCGAAGCUCCUCCGUGGCUCUGGAUGGUUCCGAACACUUCCGGACUGUGUAGGGUGGGUUCUAGCGUUCCUCCGGUGCUCAUCUCCUCUCGCCCUCCUCCGGUGAUUCAGACGGUGUCGGGAUGGCAGAUGUCCUGCGAUCCCUUUGUGCCUGUGAUGCGCGCUGCCGCCGCGGAACCCUCGACCAUCAGUCAGUUCAGUCUGCCCAGUGUUCAGUGGGAGAUCCCAUCUAGGCCUCAUGUGUUGGGUUUCCAGCCUUCUGCAAGUGUGGAUCUACUUCCAGUGUUUCCUCAUGUAUACCGGACGGUCCUGCCUCCACACUACGGCAAGGGCUGGGUGGAAAAACGUGUGCCUGACUACAAGUUUUAUCUAAACAACACUUUAGCUCUUGAGACCACCUGGAUCAGUCCGGAGGAAAUGGGAAUUUUCCAGCGUCAGGAAAAGCCACUGCUGAGGACAAAUCAAACGGCUUUGAGCAUAUGUAGGCCAGCUGCAGCCUCCAGGAAUAUCCACACGCUACUUUUGACACCCAGGCGCGUUUCAGGUUGUCCUGUGGCCAUUAAGCGAGUAGGAAGUUCUAAACGUAUCGCUCUGGCAGCGGCAGCCAUGAUGGCGAUGGAUUCUGACGUGACACAGGGACCAUCUGUCUCUUCUGCUCACCCUCUCCACCUGCUCUCACUCUCACCCAUCAAGCUUCCCUUUCUGACGGCGCCUCACGCAGGAACACGGAGCAGUUGGGAAGGCUUGCUACCCAUCCUGCCCUCUCAGAUCACCGCUGUAACAUCACUCACUGCCCCUGGAGUGACCCUGCUUACUGGAAACUGGAAGAAGCAGAGAGCAACAAAUAAGAUUUUGGAACUGAAGAAGCCAUCCUGCACAGAUGCCUUAGUGCUCCGCCGUGAUCCAAACCCAGAGGCUAAAGCUGAGGAUGAGCCUUUUAAAGUCAGUAUGGACGAGGACAGCGCGCUCAAAGACAAGAGGCCAGUUGCAUCCACGCCUAUACCUGGAUCCCCAUGGUGUGUGGUGUGGACAGGCGAUGACAGGGUGUUUUUCUUCAAUCCUACCAUGCAUUUGUCAGUAUGGGAGAAACCAGUGGAUCUAAAAGACCGUGGAGACCUCAAUCGAAUCAUCGAGGACCCACCACACAAACGCAAGAAAGACUCUUUAGAUGAUGGUUCAAAUGCUGAUGCUGAUGAUGACGAUGACGAUGAAGAGGAACGUAGUUCAAAGAGCAAGCGCUACAAACUGGACCAUCCUGAUGAGUGUGAUGAAGGAAAAAACGGAUCAUCUCAUCAGAUGGUUUUACCGCUGGAGCUGCGGAUUGGCCACUUCAGAGACAUGCUUCUGGAAAGAGGGGUGUCCGCGUUCUCCACCUGGGAGAAAGAACUGCACAAAAUUGUAUUUGAUCCACGGUACCUGCUGCUGAGUCCAGAGGAACGAAAACAGAUAUAUGAUCAGUUUGUCAAAGCAAGAAUGAAAGAGGAGCACAAAGAGAAAAAGUGCAAACUCCAGCAAGCGAAAGAAGAGUACAGAAAACUGCUGGAGGAAUCAAAAAUCACAUCCAGGUCAACGUUCAAAGAGUUUUCGGAAAAGUACGGGAAAGAUCCGCGAUUCAAGCAGGUUCAGAAAAGGAAAGACCAGGAGCUGUUUUUCACCCAGUUCAUCAGCACGCUAAAGAAGAGAGACAAGGAAAACAGAAUUCGACUGAGGAAGAUGAGAUGAGUGUUUGCGGACAGGACCGUGACCUCUCCACAGUACUGUGAACUGAUUUCCUGUGACUGUUUAUCACAGCGUAUACAGAGAUAUCAUCUGCCCAUAUGUCUGAGGCAGUUUGCUUUUCAAUGACUGAAUUUCAAACAAAAGAAACCAAUACAGAUCCAGUCUGAGCAGUGGUUUGGGAACGAACUCUGUAUAUCUGAAUCUGUUUCAUAUUGAAGCUCUUAGUCUCCGGUUUGAGUAUAAUGAGGUUCCUGAACACGAACACAGAGUUUGGAUGGAAGUAUUUAAAGCCAUUGACCUGUGCACACAGGCGGAAAAUGAUUUUUAUAACAAGUGUAAAUAAGUGUCAACUUGCCUGGCGCUGUGCUAAAAGUGACCGUAGAAGUGAAACUGUUUUGUCAGAGUAAGACACAGAUUCUCCACAGCAUCUGUGAGAGUCGGUAAGUGGUGUUGUGUAUUGAUAGAAUUUUUCAAAUGUUGUCUAAUGGUUUGUUGUAAUUAAAUUUGUCAUGAUAUCGUAAAAAUGAAAGUGAUACUUUUUACUGAACAUUCAUGUACUGCUCUGUGAAGUGUUGUGAUACUUAAAGGAAUAGCCAAAAUGAAAAUUUGCUGACAGUUCACUAACCCUCAGGCAAUUCAAGAUGUAAGUUUCUUCAUCCAAACAGAUUUGGAGAAAUUUAGCAUACAACAUUUACAAUAGAUUCUCUGCAGUGAAUGGGUGCCGUCAGAAUUAGAGUCUAAACUGUUGAUAGAAACAUCACAAUAAUCUACAAGUAAUGCUCAAUUUCUCUAAAUCUGUUCCCAUGAAGAAACAAACUCAGCUAUAUGUUGGAUUACCUGAGAGUGAGUACAAUUUCAGCAAAUUUUCAUUUUGGAUGAGUUAAAGAAAUAGUUCAUCCAAAAUGAAAAUGGAUUCUGUUUACAGUAAAUGAGAAAUUUCAUUAAAAGGACUGUUUAGAUGUGUGUGGCUGCAUUUGAUUCAUGUAGCUACUUGUAAGUAUGAUUAAAUAAAUUAUUUUAUUUAAUUUACUGAUUGAAAUGCAAUUUUACAUUUUUCUGUCAGCUUUUAUACACACCAAAAAGGGUUCCAAUUAUUUUCAUUCUAAAUUCAAGUAGGAAUUGUGGGAUAAAAACAUUUCAAAAAACAGCAAUUUUAGAUAGAAGGUAGAAUAGCAAGAUGUUAACUUUUAUUUUAAUUUGUAUUCCAUGGCAAGACAAUAAAUAAUUAGAAAUUGCAAGAUGCAAGAAAAAACAAAUUGAAUUCUAAGGUUAUAUAUCACAAUCUUAGAUUAUAUCUUGCAUUUCUGAAACUCCAAACUGCAAUAUAAAAUGUUGCAAGUACCAUUUUAUUUAUUUAUAUAAUUAUUUAUUUUUAUACAGUGAUGGAAAUGGGCUUCUAUUGCAUACAAUGGCAUGCCAUGCAAAAUCUGGUUAUAAUUUAAAAAAUUUAGAAGAUGCAACAUUCCAAAGUCUUUCUCUGUUUCAACAAAUUAUUUAUUUUAGCAAGAGAGAUAGCAUUGGUUAUACUGAAUGAACUACUAUGUUCAAAACAUCCAAGAUAUUU